AGGCUGGAAGCAAUGCUCAAGGAAAAUAGCUUGUUAGUCUAAAGUAUUCUGGUUGGCAUAUUGCUAAGCCCCCAUGUCAAUGCGCGUUCAACACUUAAGUCUAGAGAGAUCGAUGGCUGUUGAUCUGCGAAAUGUUGGUAUGAUCGAAGUAACCAUUCUGUUGGAGUUUGAUUUUAGUCUUGGUGAUCAGUUGAUGGCUAGUUCACAUUUAAAUCCACUGUGGUAUCUCGUAGAAACACAAAUUCGUCUCAGCUUUAGUAUCAUAAAUCUUGUAGAUCUGCCAUGUUCAUCCACAUGCCGGAAAUCUUUUGCUUCCUCCAGGCGGACGUCUUGGCGUAACUCAUUUGAGACAGAUAAGUUCAAAUUUCUUUGAUGCUGUUCCACAUCUUACUUAUUGAAAUAGGGCCCAUGCAUGGCCUAAAAUUCACCUAGCGGAAUAAUAUGUCUAACCGGGAGGGCGUAUAAGUGGCAUGGUUUCUGAUAAAGAGAUAUGCGUGAAGCUUGUGUGUAUGAUCAGUGCUUUAACAACGAACGGAGAAUCAGGAAGUACAAGAGCCUUUGUCAAUUUGAGAUUGAGGUCCGAGAAUGAGAAUGGUGGUUUUUGUGGGUUGUUCAUGAUCUGUGUGGCUUCUGGGCUCUUCGGUAACAAUUAUAGAUGCGUAAGUAUGUUGACAGAUUGUAAUGUACUCCGACUACUCUUUGUUGCUUGAUUCUAGGUUAAGCGAAAGCAUUAGUGCUACUUCGAAGGUUGGGUUCAGAAACUGGAAUGCGUCAGCAACUGUAAUUUGGUUUACUGCAUUCCAAUUGUGUACAGCCCUCUGCGCUAUCCCUGCUUUCAAAUAUUUGCACACACGCGACAUUGAGGGGGAGGUUGAGACGAUUGCCACACGACAUUGUGGAGUGGAGUGUGAUGGAGGGGCUCUCCUUACAUGAGAAUCUUUCUCUGGUUUAGGGCACGGUAGAGUAUUGGUAUACUUGUGCUAUCAUUUAGUGGUUGCUUUUUGGCUUACGUUGUGACUUGUCAAACUACCGCAGUCACCUACUAUUUAGGAGUUUGCUUGUGCACAACUAUGUGUGUAUCGGUUAUUUCAGGAGUGACCAAAUUUCUGAAAGGUUGUACCCAAGGUUUGAAACGGCAAAACAUGUUCAUGGUCUGACACACUGGAUGAAGACUCAUGGUCAUAUGAUCUGAAUCCAUGUUGAGUAGCAUAAAGAUCGUCGGCCCCCCAUGCCCGCAAAUGCAUCAGCAGAACAGAAGAAUGUUUGGUGGGGGAUGGCAACAACCACUGCAGAGAUCAUAGGUCGGAAAUUUCGAAUGUUCUCCGUUGGACCCUUGGUUGCUUCAUCACCGCCGAUCCCUACCGCGGGCAGAGGUCAUCUCGACGAUCGUCUAAGUCAGAAAUUUAUGUCGUAAACUCAUCAUAUUUCGUCAACAGGAUUUCGGCGGUGAACUCGAGUGCCUGGAAGCUUGAUUCGUUCUGCGAUUAGCGUUAACGGUAUGUCAAGCCCGCCUCCCAUUUACCCUGUUAUUGAAUCCACUGCCUGCUUGGCCCGCCAUUUGGCACGCAGGCUUGUGGAAAUUGGGUGCAAUGAUAUAUUCACUGUGCCGGGCGACUUCAACCUCAUCUUGCUGGAUCACCUGCUGAACGAGCCAGGCAUCAAUAAUAUUGGAUGCUGCAAUGAGAUCAACGCAGGCUACGCCGCCGAGGGUUAUGCUCGCUGGAAAGGUGUUGGUUGUGUGGUUGUUACUUUCACUGUUGGAGGCCUUAGUGUCAUUAACAGCAUCGCUGGCGCUUACAGUGAAAAUCUCCCUGUCAUUUGCAUCGUUGGGGGUCCCAAUACCAACGAUUACGGUACCAAUCGAAUCUUGCAUCAUACCAUUGGUAUUCCUGAUUUCAGUCAGGAGUUUCGAUGCUUCCAGACCGUGACCUGUUUCCAGGCCGUCAUCAACCAUUUGGAUGACGCGCAUGAGUUAGUGGAUCGCGCAAUUUCUAAAGCCCUUCACAAGAACAAGCCGGUUUACAUUAGCGUGAGCUGUAACAUUACAAAUACCGUGCACCCUUCAUUCACGGGCAGCACGAUUCCCUACACAAUCAAACAACAAGUGAGCAACAAAGUCUCUCUGGACGCUGCAGUUGAGAGUACCGUGAAGUUUCUGAAUACAUGCGCAAAACCUGUUCUCAUUGGAGGGCCUAAGAUGCGGUUGGGGAAAGCAAAAGAAGCAUUUGCCAAAUUAGUGACAGCAUGUGGGUAUGCGUAUGCUGUGAUGCCUUCUGCCAAAGGUCAAGUUUCAGAGCAGCACCCACGUUUUAUGGGGACGUAUUGGGGAGCAGUCAGCACACCCUACUGCCUUGAGAUAGUGGAGUCUGCAGAUGCUUACAUAUUUGUUGGACCCAUCUUUAACGAUUACAGCUCAGUAGGGUACUCGUUGCUGCUGAAAAAGCAACACAUGAUAAUCGUGAAUCCUGAUCGAGUUAAGGUAUGUGGAAAAGCGGAGUUUGGAUGUGUUCUCAUGAAGGACUUCGUGGAGGCGUUGGCAGAGAAGAUAGUGAAAAACUCGAAUUCAUAUGACAAUUAUAAGCGCAUCUUCGUUCCUGAAGGCACGGUUCCAUCAUCAGUACCAGGCGAGCCACUCCGCGUUAAUUCUCUGUUCAAGCACAUCCAGGGCAUGCUCUCUGGCGACACAGCCGUUCUAGCUGAGACAGGAGAUUCUUGGUUUAACUGCCAGAAACUGAGGCUGCCAGAGGACUGUGGGUACGAGUUCGAAAUGCAAUAUGGUUCAAUAGGAUGGUCAGUGGGAGCCACGCUUGGUUAUUCCCAAGCUCUGAAAGGAAUCAAACGUGUCAUUGCUUGCAUUGGUGAUGGAAGUUUCCAGGUGACUUGUCAAGAUAUUUCUACCAUGAUCCGCCAGGAGCAAAAUAGUAUCAUAUUUCUUAUCAACAAUGGAGGUUAUACGAUCGAAGUUGAGAUCCACGAUGGACCUUACAACGUGAUCAAGAAUUGGAGCUAUACAGGAUUCGUCGACGCUAUUCACAACGGUGAAGGAAAAGUCUGGACCACCAAGGUCACAACAGAAGAUGAAUUGAUACCAGCAAUCUCGACUGCCCUCGGCGCCCAGAGAGAUUGUCUCUGCUUCAUAGAAUGUGUAGUUCACAAGGAUGAUACUAGUAGGGAGCUUCUGGAGUGGGGCUCACGAGUGUCAGCAGCAAACAGCAGGCCUCCCACAUCCUACACUUGAAGACUCUGAAUCAUCAUUCCUUAUCCACGAAGUACCUGAUACCACCCAAUACACUAAGGGUUCGAACGAGAGUCUGGUCAUUGAAAUAUUCAAAGAUUCCAUUAAUUUUGCUCCUAGCUGAUGACUCUCUUUCAGGUUCAGAGCGCGAUCUCUGGAAUUGUUCAGUAAUUAGCAGUGGAGAGCAUAAUCUUUCAACACAGUUUUCUUACAGAACUGGACCACAUGUAGUUCGAAAAUAACAAUAUAAGAUGGACGUAUGUUCUUGAUACUGCAAGUUAAAGUGAAAAAAAAGAUAUGCUCGGAUGAAACCAACCAUGAGCUUGUUGUUCACCUUGAUGCAUACAAUUGCCACAACAUAUUUUGCA
Molecule: messenger RNA, 3603 nt
Organism: Physcomitrium patens
Lineage: Eukaryota; Viridiplantae; Streptophyta; Bryopsida; Funariales; Funariaceae
Product: pyruvate decarboxylase 1
Cellular component (GO): cytosol
Molecular function (GO): magnesium ion binding; thiamine pyrophosphate binding; pyruvate decarboxylase activity
Source: RefSeq, a predicted model, not a curated record